Messenger RNA from Apiotrichum porosum, 1914 nucleotides. RefSeq lists its product as uncharacterized. The coding region runs from base 1 to 1914 and encodes 637 amino acids. Lineage: Eukaryota; Fungi; Basidiomycota; Tremellomycetes; Trichosporonales; Trichosporonaceae. Gene Ontology annotation, molecular function: N,N-dimethylaniline monooxygenase activity; NADP binding; flavin adenine dinucleotide binding. The transcript has 3 exons. The record is from RefSeq and is a predicted model, not a curated record.
AUGACCAUCACUCUUGAGACUGGCCCGGCCACGGUCCCCCUCCCCACCGACUUCCCGACCCAUGCCGCAGGCUACGCACCCCCUGCCAACCUGUCGGCACACGACGUCGCGUCAGUCGCUCAGACAUGGUUGAGCACCUUUGAGCGUGCCGCGACCACCUCGGACGGUGCCCUCCUCGCGACUCUGUUCACCCCCGAUGGAUUCUGGCGCGACAUUCUCGCGUUUACCAACGACUACCGCUCGAUCCGCGCCCACAACAUUGCCGCCGCCGCCAAUGUCGUCUUGCCCCGCGUCCAAGCCAGCAAGUUUGUCUUUGGCCAGACCGCACCCUCGCUCGCACGCCCCUUUGACGACGUGACAUUCCUCUCCAUCCAGUUUGCGUUUGAGACGCGCAGCGGACCGGGCUCGGGCUCGGCCAACCUCGUCUACCACGAGGGCGAGUGGCGCGCGUUCACGGCCUUUACCCUUCUGGAGGGCGUCAACGGUGUCACCCAGAGGAUUGGCGAAGACCGUCCUCGUGGUGUGCACAACACCCCACUGGGUUUCGACGACAUGCGUGCGCUCGAGUCCGACUUCAAGGACCGCAACCCGGGCGUCCUCAUCACCGGCCACAACGGCCUCUCACUCGCCGCACAGCUCAAGACGUACGGUGUCGACUCGCUCGUGAUCGACAAGCAGAAGCGCGUCGGCGACAACUGGCGACUCCGCUACAAGUCGCUCUCGCUCCACGACCCCGUUCACGACUGCCACCUGCCCUUUGUCCCCUUCCCCACCACGUGGCAAAAGUACAUGCCGGCCGGCAAGCUUGGCAACUUCCUUGAGCACUAUGUCGACAUGCUCGAGUUGAACGUUUGGUCCGAGGCCACGGUGGAUCCCACGCGUACCAAGUUUGACGAGAGCACCGGCAAGUGGACCGCCACUGUGCUCCGCACCGUGGACGGCAAGGUCGAGACGCGCGAGUUUACCGUCUCGCACGUCGUCCUCGCUACCGGUCUCGGUGGUGGUCGCCCCAAGAUGCCCGCACCCUUCGCUGGCCAAGCCAGCUGGGACGGUUCCGUGAUGCACUCGGCGCAGCACAAGUCGGGUGCCGACUGGCGCGGCAAGCGUGCACUUGUUGUUGGAGCGUGCACUUCUGGACACGACCUCUGUGUGGACAUGGCUCAGAACGGCGUCGACGUCACCAUGCUCCAGCGCUCCCCGACGUUCAUCAUGACGGUCGAGAACGGCAUGAACAAGAUGGUCGUGCCGCUGUACAACGAGACCAUGGGGGAUGUCGACGCCGUCGACCGCGUGGCCGAGUCGUCGCCCAAGUUUGUCGUCAAGCUGUUCCACCAGCGGUUCAUCAAGGAACUCAAGGUCGAGGACGGCGAGCUGCUCGAUGGCCUCACGCGUGCCGGCUUCAAGCACUGGUCUGGCCCCGACGACUCGGGCUUCAUCAUGAUGGCCCUGGACAAGGCCGGCGGCUACUACUACAGCACGGGCGGAAGCGAGAUGAUCGCCAAUGGCGACAUCAAGGUCCAGCAGGGCGAGAUCGCCUCCUUUGAGCCCGGCAAGAUUGUCAAGUUCAAGGACGGCACCGAGGGCCAGUUUGACGUGGUCAUCUUCGCCACUGGAUACACUGGCUUCCCCGACAUGGUCCGUGACACGCUCGGCCCCAAGUGUGCGGCCACCUUCAACCCCGUCUGGGGUCUCGACGCAGAGGGCGAGAUCCAAGGCGUCGCGCGCGACUCGGGUAUCCCCAACAUGUUCUUCACCGUCGGCGCACUGGCAGCCGGCCGCCUCACCUCCAAGGUCAUUGCGCUCCAGAUCCUCCAGCAGCGGCUGGGCGUGUUUGGCGAGCGCUACACGUACGCCAGGCAGCUCGAGGAUGGCGGUAUUGCGGGGGCCAAGGCCAAGACCAACGGCACCGUCUGA